UCUCUCAGUGAUGAAGACUCCUUCAAGAAAAUGUCUUCRGUUGCAGAAGUUUUGGAAAAGGUUCAGCAGCUCCUGAGCAGUUUGGUGGAGAGGAUGCACAAAGACGGCCGACUGCCUCGAACCUUCAGGCUAACCAUCCGAAGGUUCUCUGCCACCAACAAGUGGUUCAGUCGGGAGAGCCGUCAGUGCCCGAUCCCKAUCCACGUCGGACAGAAGAUUACCUCUGGGUUUCAUGAGGAGGCCGUGGCCCAGCUGGUCCCGUUGGCGAUGAAGCUCUUCCACAAGAUGGUGGACGGCAGCGCUGCUUUUCACCUCACACUCCUCAACGUCUGCUUCAGUAACCUGCAGAGCAGAGGGGCUGCUGGGAGCAGGAGAGGCACCAUUACAUCAUUCUUCACACAGAACACCUCUCCCAGACAAACACAGACCUUAUCCUUACAAAGCCAGGAUGAUUGGUCUCAGGACGCCGACAGUCUCUGCUCAGAUCAUCAGGUCGACACUCGCGCUGCGGUUGCUCCGUUAAGAAGCCCUUUCACCACAAAAGGCCCGUCUUGUUCUGAACGUGGACGAAGUUCUGCUGUUGUCGAAGGAGAAAGCCGGGGAGCAGCCUGCGGCGUGGAGCGUGUCGGCUGUGACGAAACGACAAACACUGCCACAUCUCAGCCGCCGCUAAAUGUUGACCUGGAGGUUUUUCAAAUGCUUCCGGAGGAAAUCCAGAAAGAGCUGUUAUCUCCUCCCUAYCUAAGCUCCCUGUCCAGAACACAUGCCCCGAAAAUACCCCGAAACAAGUCUUCAGAGCCGUUUAAAAAGGCGUCAAACGGGUUUGACACAUCUGACAGAGCAGCCGCCGUGACUCGGCCACGGCCCGCUGGAACGAGUGUGACCCGAGGGCAGAACAUGGUGGAAGGAGGUGACCCGCCGUCAUCCUCUUAUGAUCGCGGGUUCCCUGGAAACGUGGACCCCGGGGUGUUUUCUGAGCUCCCGCCGGAUGUUCAGAGGGAGUUGAUGUCCGAGUGGAAGCAGCAGAAGCUCGUUCUGAAGAUCCCCUCGUCCGUGAAACCGGGGAGAAACUGUUCGGGCAAAGACAGGAGGGCAGCGGGAAACAGCAGCCGGUCGAAUAAUCUGUUCAAGUAUUUCAAACCCAGUUAGAGAACAACUGUUGGUUGUUUGUCUGARUAGCUUCAAGUUCACGUUUGUCAUGGUUGUCGUCUAAACUACCGUGUCGGGCCGGGAUCUUUUCCACUAAAAUCCACAGARGCAUGUAUUAUGUUGUCAAAAAAGCAAAAACAAUCCUGUUUUCAAAGAGCCAUUAUUCCCCCCACCCCCGAUGAGAAACAGCAGAAGCUCUGUAAGCUCGGCCCCGCUUGGGUCURAUCGACGUGAAGCUCCUCCCUGCGUCACAUGUGAGACAAAGAAAAGGUUCUGUAAUGUUCCAACGCUUCAUGACUGCCUUUUACUUUUUAAUAAAGAGUAGAAUCAC
This is a messenger RNA of Austrofundulus limnaeus, 1480 nucleotides long. Its product is annotated as DNA polymerase iota. The record is from RefSeq and is a predicted model, not a curated record. Gene Ontology annotation, biological process: translesion synthesis. Gene Ontology annotation, molecular function: DNA-directed DNA polymerase activity; damaged DNA binding. Lineage: Eukaryota; Metazoa; Chordata; Actinopteri; Cyprinodontiformes; Rivulidae.